GUGUUAAUCCUUGCAGGGGAUAUCUGUGUAAAGAUUUGGUUUCUCCGUGAACGCGUUGACCGAGGUACUGAUGCUAUUUGCUGGGGUAGAGUUCCAAUCGCUGACCACACGACGAGGCAAACACAGAUUCACGCUAAACUGAUUCGAUCGUGGUUUUCUGGAUUUCCUUUCAGUUUCCUCGAAGACAAUCAACCCUAUCAGGAGAAAAAAGUCGGGACAUAUCAGUACGGAUUAAUUUUGAAAGCAUUUAUAUUAUGGACAGCUUACUUGGAAGAAGCCUUGACGACUACCGUGUGAAUGCCUGUAAAGCUAUUCAUUUCAAAAUAGUUAAUAAUAAGGCAGCUAUCAACUGUGAACAGAAAUUUAAUCCUGAAUUCACUCAUCAGAUAUUUGGCGAGAGUGAGCAAAUAUUCGGCUAUCGAGAUCUCAAAGUUAAUAUUUAUUACACACCAAGCUACUUGUCGACGUAUAUCGACAUUUCGUACUCGUCAAAAGUUGAUCCCCAACUUUCUAAAGGUGUUAUGCCUGACGAUAUUAUGCACAUAUUAUCUGAUGUGUACACUUAUGAUAUCAGUAAAAAUCUAACGGAUUUUAUGACGAAAAUUGAAGAGGACUCCUCUUUCACGCCUUAUGGAGUCAAUAGAUACAGCUAUCAGAUCAUGGAAGAUAAAUGUCCAAAGAAGUUUUCUAUCUUCUUCAUCGAACAUGGUAUGCCUGGUUUUAAGGAAUUUCUUGAGUACCACAAACGAAUGGAGUCUUUCCUUCUUUUCUUCGUGGAUGGUGCAUCCGUUAUAUCUACGGAUGAUAUUCAGUGGUGUUAUUAUAUGAUUUACGAAAAUGUUGACGAAGGGGAAGGUGGGAAAUCCAAAUAUGCCUUUAUUGGUUACAUGACAGUGUAUAAAUUUUACGCUUAUCCAAAAAAUCUCCGUCCACGAGUUAGCCAAGUUCUGAUUCUCCCACCUUUUAGAAACAGUGGGCAUGCUACACAACUUUUGAAAACCUUUUAUCGCGAUUUUGUACCUAUGUCAAAUGUCGUUGAUAUUGCAGUCGAGGAUCCAUCACCUAAUUUCCAAAGGAUAAGAGACUUUUUAGACUGUAAACGCUGUCUCGAAAGUCCAGAAGUGAUGCAAACUAUUACACAUUCUGCUGAUGGAAAAGAUGGACAAAGUAAUGCCGAAAAGUCGUCUGCAAUACGCUUCCGAGAAGUUGCCAGAACAAAGUUGAAACUAAAUCGUUACCAAAGCCGGCGAGUGUAUGAGAUUCUUCGACUCUUUUUAUUGCCUCGCUCACCAGAAUGUAUAAGAUCGUUUUCUGACGCGCUGACUAAACGUGCUACUGCUUACUUCCAACGAGUUCGACCUGAUGCAAUGCGAGGCUCGUCUUUGGUACCUAAACCGAGUGGUUCUUCUUUUAACCCACUGAAAAAAGCAUUUGAUGAAGCCGCUGACGAAUAUUUUGAGAAUCAGCUUCGCGAGGAAGUUUCUAUUUUGUUGCAAAAUUAUCAAGAGAUUGUACAUAAACUAGAUCGACUCACUCCUUCACUUAAAAAGAAGUUUUAAUUGUUGCCAUACAAGAUGCUCUCUUUCCUAUUUUUCUUAUAUACUGUAACAAAGUUUUAAUUCAUUAUAGAUUUUCUGCAGUAAAAGCGCUUUAAAUCAGAAUGUGUAUUACCUGAGUUACAACACCUGCUCCUUGUGCAACGGGUAUGGUAUACUUUCCACGUGGUAGCUUGUCCUUUGCACAUUAAAGAAUCAGCCACCUUUAUAAAAACAUGAUUCCAAAGCUUUCAGCAAAGCGUGUUUUACUCAGUGAUCUCGGCAAGCGCUUACGCAAAAUCUGAAUGAUAAUACCUCCCUUGAAUUUGAUGUCGAGUAGAAAGGUUUUCUUCUGUGUAUUACAUAACAGGAAUCACGGGAGACCAGUCUACCAGUUUUAUCGAUCGCAGACAUUAAAAACCAAGGUGUUUG
This is a messenger RNA of Heterobilharzia americana, 1967 nucleotides long. The record is from the annotation of a GenBank genome assembly. NCBI's taxonomy places the organism in Eukaryota, Metazoa, Platyhelminthes, Trematoda, Strigeidida, Schistosomatidae.